This is a messenger RNA of Heterobasidion irregulare TC 32-1, 348 nucleotides long. RefSeq lists its product as uncharacterized. The transcript is spliced from 3 exons. Gene Ontology annotation, biological process: mRNA splicing, via spliceosome. The annotation marks the transcript as partial. The record is from RefSeq and is a predicted model, not a curated record. Gene Ontology annotation, molecular function: RNA binding. NCBI's taxonomy places the organism in Eukaryota, Fungi, Basidiomycota, Agaricomycetes, Russulales, Bondarzewiaceae. Gene Ontology annotation, cellular component: U2 snRNP; precatalytic spliceosome; catalytic step 2 spliceosome.
CCCCAUAGCGUUGUGCGUGAGAUCAACAAAAUCAAUCAAAUUGAAUUGGAGCUAGGAACAAGCGGCGCGUCAUGGCACGAUGAGUAUAAGGACUCUGCGUACAUCUUCGUUGGAGGUCUUCAUUUCGAUCUCACAGAAGGCGAUGUAAUCACCAUCUUUUCUCAAUACGGAGAAGUGAUGGACGUCAACUUGCCUCGUGAUAAAGAGACCGGGAAGACCAAGGGCUUUGGUUUCUUGAUGUAUGAAGACCAACGAUCGACUGUCUUAGCCGUCGAUAACCUGAAUGGUGCCACAGUGCUGGAUAGGACGCUAAGGGUCGAUCAUGUCAAGAAUUACAAGCAGCCAAAA